This is a messenger RNA of Vigna umbellata (rice bean), 2544 nucleotides long. RefSeq names its product condensin-2 complex subunit H2-like protein (gene HEB2). Gene Ontology annotation, cellular component: nucleus; condensin complex. Gene Ontology annotation, molecular function: chromatin binding. Gene Ontology annotation, biological process: meiotic chromosome condensation; mitotic sister chromatid separation. The record is from RefSeq and is a predicted model, not a curated record. Lineage: Eukaryota; Viridiplantae; Streptophyta; Magnoliopsida; Fabales; Fabaceae.
ACGUUCCCUCCCUCUCUCUUUCUCUCCUACGCUAUCGAUUCUCUCUCUUCCUCUCUCUCUCUGUCUCUCUCUCUCUCUCUCUGCAUAACUCACCGGGUUCGAACUUGUCAAUACCGUAACGUUGUUUUGGGACAUUUCAAAACCCUAUUUUCAGUUUUCGGAAUUUCCCAUCUCCUCGCCGGAAAACUUAAACCCUAGAUUCUUCUUCCUUUAGGUUCUUGGCAUCGAAAAUUUCGAUAUUACCAUGAUUUUCGAGAGGAUUUCGUCCGCUGAAAAUGACUAAGAGUACCUUGGAACCCGGGGGGAGCGGAGGCGGUGGCUUCCACGCGGUUCACGCGGAGCGUGACCUAGAAUCUAAUUGGGAAGUUGACCUCGCCAAAAAACUCGAGGAGUAUUUACUGAAAAUUUGUUCAGGGGAGAUCACCGGCGAGGAAGAAGGACAUAUUCCUGUGAACUUUGCCGAAGCUGCUUUACUGCUUCAGGGUUCCAUACAGGUCUAUAGUCGAAAGGUGGAGUACCUCUACACCUUGGUUUUGCGUGCUUUGGAGUUCCUUUCCCAGAAAAGACAGCAAGAUCAUGAAGAUGGGGAAUCGGUCCAACCUGAAGAAAUGGGUUCCCGUGCUGUUGCUGAUGAGGAAAAUGAUCAAUUCUGGGGCUUAGAUGACAUCCAAGUUGAAGAAAAUAAUUCCUUGGAUGGCACAACUGGCAAAGAAGUAAAUUUGGAUCACUUUAUAAAACCUCCUGCAAAUCUAGUUGUUCUUGAAGGUGACUGCUUGGAUGCUGGUGGUGAUGGAGGAGAAUUGGAGUCUUUUCUGUUGUCCACCACAGACCUGUACCAGGACUUCAUCUUAUUGGACACAUCUGAUGCUGUUGCAGUUCAUGAGUUUUUGGAGGGUACCAAAGCUGCCAAAACUCGAAAUGAUGCUAGUAGAAGAACCCCAGGUCGUAAAAGCUUUCUUUCUCCUGGACGUUCUGGUGGAAGUGCUCGUAGAUUAUCUGCUGCUAAGAGUCAGUGUGCGAAUUCCAACUGCUCCCCUAAACUUAAUAGUGGUUUUGAUGAUGAAAAUGUCCGGCCCAGUUUUCCUGCUUCUGAUGGUCUUGAUGACUGCAAUUAUGGAUUUGAUAUGGGUCAGGGAUGUGAGGCAUCUAGGGAUUCAGACAAUUCAGAUGACGAUAAUGAUGAUCCAUGGAAACCUCUAAAUCCUCAUGAACAGGGCAACUUGAGGGUGAAGCCAUUCAGAAAAGUUAAAAUUUUAAAAAAGAGUAACAUUAAUGUGAGACAACCAGUUCCUAUGAGCUCCUUGUUUCCAGUUGCAAAAUUGCAUGGCCCUAUCAGUCCAGAGCUCGUGGAACUGUGGGAGAGGCAACAUAAUGCCCAUGAAAAACAAAGGGAUUUUCAAGCUCCAUUCUAUGAGAAGCUGAGGCAAUCUCUUGUUAACGAGGGGAAUGAAACUGGUGUAACAUUUAACACUGAAGGGGACAGUGAUGACAUUGAACAUGACAGUGGAAUUCCUGAUUUUGAUAUGCCAGACAAUGCUUUCAUGGAAGAAAAUCUACCACCUUUCAAUAACGAGCCUGAGUUUGAUGAUGCUGAUGUCAAUGUUGAUGAAGCCGUAGAUCUUUCUCAGGCAAGUUUGGAAGAUCUUUGCCGCUCUCAUCUGAAUGCUCUCCUAGCAAGCAUUGCUGAAACUGAGAAGCAGACUGAAAUGGCUGCUAGGGUUUCAACGUGGAAACAAAGAAUUGAACAUAAUUUGGAAGAACAGGAAUCACAUCCACCAUUUGAUAUCCAAGAUUAUGGUGAGAGAAUUCUUGACAAGUUCUCUCUGCUCUCCCUUGAAGCAAGCAGUAGCCGUGUCCUGUCCUUUUCUGAUUUGGUCAAGGGUCAGGAAAAGUAUGACGUGGCCCGAAAUUUUUCUUCCCUUCUUCAACUGGUAAACAAUGGAGAAGUAGCUCUAGAAAGAAAUGGAAUUGAUGGGAAGUCUGUCUGCUACUCAUCUGUUAAUCCCUUUCAUGUUAAGCUCCUUAAGCAUGGUAAGGAACGGGAGGAUGCACAGUUUGCUUUGCCAAAAAAGAGAGCAAAGUCUCCAAAAAAACCCUCUACAAAAGGACAUAAGAACAAAUUUGAAAGAGAAAAAUCUCCCACAUCUUCUAGGAGAAAUGGAUCUACUGGUGUGUCACCACCAGCAAAUUGUAAACUUUCUGUAAAGCUUGGAAAGGUGAGUGCGAUAAAGGUAUCCCCUGAAGCCAAAAGAAGGCGUAGAUCACAGUAUGUUGAACCAGUUAAUUUACAUUCAGCAGGGUGACAGUGGCAAGAUCUGCGUAUUCCACCCUUCUCCCUAAAUGAUUCAAGACAUCUGCUAGAUGUCUUGGGCUUAGUGAAGUUAAGUAGUCAUUCUGUAACUCUUAUUUAUCACUUAAUACUAACAUCCAUCAGUUUGAGCCUGUAUUAUUAUUGUUGAUGACAUUAACACAUCCAUGUAAUGAUAUUCACAUGUAACACCGUAAAUUCUUAUUAUUGUAAUAACGUUUUGCCCUUGCCCAAUA